Messenger RNA from Dichomitus squalens LYAD-421 SS1, 456 nucleotides. RefSeq lists its product as uncharacterized. The record is from RefSeq and is a predicted model, not a curated record. Lineage: Eukaryota; Fungi; Basidiomycota; Agaricomycetes; Polyporales; Polyporaceae. The annotation marks the transcript as partial. The transcript is spliced from 3 exons.
CCGCCGCCGGCACACCACCUCCACAAGUCGUCCGACGUCCUCCCUGGGGCGCGCGGCGCCCAGCAGCAGCACCAGGACGCGCCCCCCGACUACUCGGCGGACGUGACGGAGAGCCCCGACGCGUGGAAGGGCAAGAACGAGCGCGCGUUCGGCGCGGGGACGGACACGCGCAACGUGAUGGCGGGUGGGCAGUUCGACCGCAUCGAGGAGGACGACGACGGCGGCGGCGGGGAGCGGCCGCUGGGCGUGCAGCCCACCGCGCAGGGCGGCGUCGCUGUGGGCGGACGCUCGGAUCUGCCCGAGACGCACGCGUCGAUGACGGACAAGCUCAUUGGCAAGACGCAGAAGGUUACCGGGAAGAUCACGCGCAACCCGGAGAUGCACGAGAAGGGCGAGCUGCGCGAGGCGGGCGGCAAGGCUGCUGUUCAGGGCGAGGCUCGUGCACCUCAUGACUAG